This is a messenger RNA of Daphnia pulicaria, 1636 nucleotides long. It is a transcript of the gene Crk, whose product is annotated as adapter molecule Crk-like. The coding region runs from base 432 to 1256 and encodes 274 amino acids. NCBI's taxonomy places the organism in Eukaryota, Metazoa, Arthropoda, Branchiopoda, Diplostraca, Daphniidae. Gene Ontology annotation, molecular function: protein binding. The transcript has 7 exons. The record is from RefSeq and is a predicted model, not a curated record.
AGUCUAGCCAGAAAGACAUUCAUAUUCUGCUUCUGCACAGACGGACUCGCUGUUGCUGGUUAGGUUUUAGCUUUCGACGAGUUAUUUUUUAACACAAUUUUUUUGGAUCAAGAUAGCCGUUGUUCUUCUCUCUGUGAUUACCUCACAACGAAAAGGAGAUGUGUAGUUGAUUUGGUGAUUAUAGAAUCCGUCUGAACGAUCAAAAGGUUACUAGUUAUAUCACGUCUCCUGUGAUGAUUACAUAUCAAGUGAUGUUAUAUGUGCUGUAUGAGGUUCAGUGAGGAUGUGAGGCCUGUUGGACACGGUUGUCGAUUGUUUUCAAGUCGAGAUAAAAGACAUUUAGUCACCUCACAAAAGGGUGUGAGGGGAUUUUCUAAUUGACGAACAAAUUUUUGGAUUGUGCAAGCUUCCACCCCAUUUCGCUUGCUGCCAUGUCUACAUUUGAGCCAGCCGACAGGAACAGUUGGUACUUCGGCCCAAUGUCCCGCCAAGAUGCAACGGAUCUUUUGAUGGCUGAACGAGAAGGCGGAGUCUUCCUGGUACGGGACAGUACCACCAUCAUGGGCGAUUACGUUCUCUGCGUCAGAGAGGAUAGUAAAGUCAGCCAUUACAUCAUCAAUAAAAUCCAACAAGGAGAUCAAACAAGAUACAGGAUCGGUGAUCAAAUGUUUCCCGAUUUGCCCGCCUUAUUGUCUUUCUAUCGGCUCCACUACCUGGACACGACGCCGCUCAUCCGGCCAGCACCGAAACGAGUGGAGAGAGUCGUAGCCAAGUACGAUUUUGAUGGCAGUGACGCGGAUGACUUGCCGUUCCGCAAGGGUGAAAUAUUGACUGUCAUCAGCAAGGACGAGGAGCAAUGGUGGACGGCCAUGAACAGCCUUGGACAAACUGGCUCGAUACCGGUUCCCUACGUUCAAAAGCAUGAUGGAACAGAUGGAUCGGUAGGAGAGACUGCCAAUAGGAUUAGCAAUAGCCCGACUUCGCCAAGUGCGGCGCCUCAGCAACAAGACAAAACCAAGCGGCCGGCCAACAUUCAACGCAAGUUGCCCGCGUACGCCCGAGUGAAGCAGGCACGCGUACCUAACGCAUACGACAAGACGGCCCUGCGUCUCGAGGUGGGCGACACUGUCAAGGUGACCAAAAUGCAUAUCAACGGACAGUGGGAAGGCGAACUUCACGGCAAGGUUGGACAUUUCCCCUUUACUCACGUCGAGUUUAUCGAUUCGGAAAAUGCCGAUGAUGGGAUCGACAGCUGAAAAUCAUCAAAGUUUAAAGAAAAACAAAAGUUUAGAUAAAAAGAUGAAAGAAAAAGGAGAUGUGUGUUUAGCGCCGGUGCCUGACCCACAUAAUCGCUUGCACACACACACACACACACAUCCCCCAUGCGAUUAUGUUUUUAAAAAUUUGAAGAAAAGAAAAUUUCAAAAAAGAGAAGGGGUUUAUGCCUCCGAUUCUCAUCGACGACACAAUGACAUAAACACUACAAAAUAAUUGCAAUCGAUAACAAAAACUAUUCUGAUUUUCAUCACCCCACCCUUUUCCCCUCCCUUUUUUUCAAUUUACUACUCUCAAUUUUGUUGUUUUUGGUAUAUUGUGAUGUAAUGACACAGCCUCCCUCCUCCUCCUCCUCCCCCUC